GUGCCUUAAAGACCAGGGUUAGGGAAACACUGUCCAAGGCCAUAGUGUACAGGUUAAUCUGACUGUGACAGAGAUGAAAUCCUCUAGGGGGCAGUAAACUUUAGAAACCAACUGACAAAACUAAAUAUGAGGCCUUUCGCUGGAUACAUAAUCAAAUUCAUCAAAAUAUGUAGCUGUAAUCAGUUUACUUUUGUGUAAACAGCCUGAAAAUAAUAUUUUCCUAACCUGAAAGCAGGACGCUGAGUGCAUUUCUACAGUUUAUUGCUGAAGUUUGGUAGCUGCUUCUCAUUUAAGGCUUUAAUUUAAACUCUAUUUUACUAGUGUUCAAUGAAAUCAUUAAUAUAACUAAUUGUUUGGCAGCCAUUUGUUUCACUCUGCAAAAACCAUUGCCAUUGUUUGCUGGAUUUUUAAUCUGAAACAGUUGGCUUGGAGAAUAGAUGAAAUUAUGUUCAGAAUUUUAUAGACAACAAAUUAACGCUCCAUGAUGGAAACAAAACAGAAGAACAAGAAGCAAAAAAAAGAAGAAGAAGAUGCUGGCGUUGGAGACCGUCGUGCUCUGCCUUCUCCUCGGAGCCCUGACUCACGCCGAGAAAGCAGACUGCAACCAGAGGAAAGAAUGUCCCAUACACCUGUACUUCACCAUAGACACAUCUGAGACCAUCGCGUUGCAGGAGUCGCCCCCUGGAGCGUUGGUGAAAAGCAUCCGGUCAUUCACGGAGCAGUUUGUGCGGCGAUUGAAAGAUGAAGAAAUCCGGAACGCUGUUCCAAUCACCUGGGCUAUCGGCGGACUGCACUUCUCCCAGACACAGGAGGUUUUCAGCCCCAUCCAAGGAAAGGACGCGUUCCUCUCCUCUCUUGUGAGAAUUGAGAAGUACCUUGGAAAAGGGACCUACAUCGACUGCGCUCUCCGAAGAAUGUCCGAGGAGAUGCUGCUUGGACCCGCUUCAAGUGUCACACCCCUGCGGUUCGCUGUGGUCAUCACUGACGGCCACGUGACUGGAAACCCGUGUGGGGGCAUCAAGGUCUCGGCGGAAGACGCGCGUGAUAAGGGCAUCAGGGUGUUUGCCGUGGCAGCAUCGACGAACAUCGAGGAGACGGGACUGAAAGAGAUUGCCAACUCCCCGGCGUCGGUCUUCAGGGACGACUUCAUGGCUGUGGACCUUAGCAAAGGCAGACCAACCAUACACACCGCAACGAUUGACCGCAUUAUCAAGACAAUGAGACAUAUGGCAUUCGUAGACUGUUAUAAUGUGUCGUGCCUGGAGACAAAAGGGCAACCUGGUCCAAAAGGGCACAGAGGACAGAAAGGAGCUAAAGGAGACAACGGUGAAGCAGGACUAAAGGGUGAAAGAGGUCGCCCAGGAGACCCCGGCAUUGAAGGUCCCAUCGGUCAGCCUGGUGUAAAGGGUGAACCUGGUUCAAAAGGCGAGAAGGGGGAGAUUGGAACUCAGGGCAAAAAGGGUGUGGCUGGUAUUCCAGGACGUAACGGAACCGAUGGACAAAAGGGAAAACUUGGACGGAUUGGUGCCCCAGGCUGCAAAGGAGACCCAGGCGACAGAGGUCCCGAUGGUCAUCCAGGAGAUGUCGGCGAACGUGGUCCUCCAGGAACUGAUGGGGAGAAGGGUGACCCUGGGCGCCCAGGAAGAGCCGGUCCCCCUGGCCCGCCUGGAGAAGAUGGAUCACAGGGAGAAAGAGGAAGUAAUGGGUCACCUGGCGUUCCUGGAACUAAAGGAGCCUCUGGAAUCCCUGGAAGUCCUGGAAAACGAGGCGAGGAAGGAAGAAGAGGAGACUAUGGGCCCAAAGGUGAACCUGGACCAGAUGGUACCAAGGGAGAGAAGGGCGAAAUGGGACCAGAGGGCUUGAGAGGAGUCCCUGGAGAACCAGGAAGCAAAGGUGCAAAGGGAGACACUGGCUUGCCAGGACCUAGAGGACCACCAGGAGCUUCAGGGGAGCCUGGAAAAAACGGCACCAGAGGAGACCCUGGUGAUAUGGGACCAAGAGGAGAGUCUGGGCAGCCUGGACCAAAGGGAGAUCCUGGAAGACCUGGCUUUAGCUAUCCUGGACCAAGAGGAGAUCCAGGCGAAAGAGGGGACCCAGGCAAGCGUGGACCCCCUGGCAGCAGAGGAGACUGUGGUCAGAAGGGAGAUCCUGGAAAUAAAGGAACUCCAGGAGAGCCAGGUGAACCAGGGCCCACAGGGGAACCAGGGCUAAGAGGACCCAGAGGAGGUCCUGGUCGAGAUGGAGAUCCAGGUCCAGAGGGAGAUCCCGGGCUUACUGAAUGUGAUGUCAUGAACUACAUCAGAGAGACGUGUGGCUGCUGUGACUGCGAGAAACGCUGCGGGGCCCUGGAUAUCGUCUUUGUCAUUGACAGCUCAGAGUCUGUGGGACUCACCAACUUCACCCUGGAAAAGAACUUUGUCAUCAACACCAUCAACAGACUGGGAUCUUUUGCCAAGGACCCACAGUCCGAAACAGGCACAAGGGUCGGUGUGGUGCAGUACAGCCACAAUGGGACCUUCCAAGCAAUCAAUCUCAAUGACAGCAACAUCAACUCACUGACGGCAUUUAAGGAAGCUGUGAAGCGGUUAGAGUGGAUCGCAGGAGGAACCUGGACUCCAUCUGCUCUUAAGUUUGCCUACGACCACCUGAUCAGGGACAGCCGCCGAGCCAAAGCCAACGUCACGGUGGUCGUGAUUACAGACGGUCGCUUUGACCCAAGAGACGACGACAGACUGCUGCCAUAUCUGUGCAAUCACCCGGGCGUCGACGUGAGUGCCAUCGGCAUCGGGGACAUGUUUGAGCAGGUCGAGGAGAACGAGAGUCUGCAGAGCAUUGCCUGCCAGAAGGAGGGCAGAGUGAUGGGAAUGAGGCGAUUCGCAGACCUGGUGGCGGAGGAAUUCAUUGACAAGAUUGAGACCGUGCUCUGCCCUGAUCCUGUCAUCAUAUGCCCUGAUCUUCCAUGUAAAUCAGAGCCAGCUGUGGCUAGUUGUGUGCAGAGGCCGGUGGACGUGAUCUUCAUGUUGGACGGUUCGGAGAGGAUGGGCCUGGAGAACCACCUCCGGGCCAAAGAGUUCAUCGAGAACGUGGCCCGCCGCCUGACCCUGGCCAACGGCCCGACCGACGACACCAAGGCCCGUCUGGCUCUGGUGCAGUUCGGCAGUGCGGGAGACCACAAAGAAGAGUUCCCGCUCACUCAUAAUCUCACCGUCAUCGUGGAUUCGCUGGCAGCUGUGAACUAUUUGGACUCCUCGUCUGCUUUGGGCAACGCCAUCAUCUAUGCUAUAAACAACCUGGUGAUCAGACAGAAUCAACGGCUAUCCCGGCGCAACGCUGAGGUGGCCUUCGUCUUCAUCACAGAUGGAAUAACGUCCACCGACCAACUGGACGAGGGCGUGCAGGCCAUGAAGAGAGUGGAAGGCGUUCCCACGGUGAUCGCUUUGGGAGGCGACACCGACGAAGAGGUGCUGCGCCAGGUGUCAAUGGGAGACUCAUCUGCCAUCUUUAGGGGCGACGACUUCUUCGUGCUGGGCAAAUCUGCUUUCUUUGAGCGCUUCAUCCGCUGGAUUUGCUAG
This is a messenger RNA of Poecilia latipinna (sailfin molly), 3572 nucleotides long. RefSeq names its product collagen, type VI, alpha 2 (gene col6a2). The transcript has 32 exons. NCBI's taxonomy places the organism in Eukaryota, Metazoa, Chordata, Actinopteri, Cyprinodontiformes, Poeciliidae. Gene Ontology annotation, molecular function: extracellular matrix structural constituent conferring tensile strength. The record is from RefSeq and is a predicted model, not a curated record. Gene Ontology annotation, biological process: extracellular matrix organization. The coding region runs from base 531 to 3572 and encodes 1013 amino acids.